GCCUCGCAUCGCCCCGCCCGACAAACCUUUCCAGCCGAUCGGGCACAGACAAUUUGCAAACCUCGUCAACUUUCCUCACUCUUCCUACCCCAUGACCAAUAUGUGUAGAUGGCCAUAGCGCCUCAUUCGGCUUGUCUCGCCUUCUUUCUCCAGCCACAUACCUGCAUCCUCUAAAUCGUUAAUGUUGUAUCUGGGGGAGAUCUCAUGACAUCCUUCUCACUCACAACAUAAGAUGGCGCCUUUUGGAAAGCGGAAAUCUUUUACGCAGCCUUCCCAUCCCCAAAAUGAGGUCAAAGAAGUCCGUCGCCGAAACCGUCUCUCCAAGCCUCUCACCAACAAGUCUUCCACUGCCGUCAACCACGAAGCGACUUCCCAAUCUCGAAGUCAAGAUGCAACUCCUACUGAAUCCGUACAGUCGGUCCCUUUGUCUCCGCACCCAUAUAAUCCGGCCUUGAGACACCAAAUCAAAAGCGACGUCUUCAGCGAUGAUACCCCAGCCUCACAGCAGGCAUCGAAGAGCACCGCUUCCCUGAGCGUUGCUCAAAUAUCGACCCAUUUCGAUAUUGCCUCUCUACCCCAAGGCGAUGCCCAGGAGGCAUUGAUCGUCUCGCUGAAACCGAGAAAGAGCAAGUCCAUCAUACUACGGCGAAUAUCUGCACGCAAUGCCAGUAACUUGAGCCAGACCGCUAGCAAAGAGACUAUCAAUCUGGCAAAGGAUGACCUACCAAAAUCUGGUACGCCCAGUUCAUCUGCCGAUUGUAUCGUUGUCCACCCUGGUGGCCCCCCUCCAACCCGCAGAUCGUCCUUCACCCCUGGCACUGCCACGAGGAAAGCCUCUGCGAAAGAGAUGCAGGAUGUACCUACCAAGAGACAGUCUAUCAUUCGUGAGGUAGAGGAAAGAAGUUUGGUCGACGCAGACGAUCUCGAAUGGCGACGGCCACCUGCUCCGAGAACAGGAGAGCGGGCUGGUACCCCUGCGGAACUGGGAUAUUCCCAUCUCGGGGGCUUCAGAGUGGGAUCCCUGCAGGUUAUGAAUGGCCGUGCCUCUCCCGCACCCAGUGAAAUGUCCAAAAUUUCCAGGCAUCUUCUGCUGAUCCCCAAGCGGCCAAGAGACAUCUCAAGUGAUUAUGGUGAUGCUGAUGAUCAAAUUCCUCAAGCAUUUGUCGAGUAUCCGCUGCAGAACCAGCCGAUGGCUGAUCCUGCGGAACCCUUAAACAAAACCCAUGCACAAGCUGCCGAGACCAACUGGGACGAGCUCGACCCAAGGACCAAAAUACCCCUCGAUUUAGAGGAUGAUCAGGCUUCUCAAAUCGCAAAGGAAUACAUGUCUGAACUGCCGGUCAGUCCAUUCUCAGACGCAGGGACAGGAUCAUUGUUUGGCUCCAUUCGCCGCCAUAGUUCUUAUGACUCGUUACAAAAGUCCCCUUCACUCAGAUCCCAUCGACGAUCCCCAUCCUCCGAUUCAUACAGAGGGCGAGAGACGUCCUCAAUCAGUUCCCUUGGUAGGUCGACGAGUGCAAGUUCCGUCAUUCACAAACCGAACCUAUCUCUGGGCAUGGCUGUAGAGGGAGUUGAGGAGAAGCAGCUACAUGGCGAGAAUCAGGCUCACCAACCACCUGUAGUCCUUUAUCCGCUCACCCACGCGUGUUUUCAGAAGCAGGACUCCCUUGAGCCAGUCGUCAAUAUAGCUGUCCCGACAAAUUUGGACGGGCCCGAGGCACGUCGAUUGAUGCAAAAAUCAGACAGUGGCUACAGCUCCAACUACUCGGUGCAGGCAUUUCAAGAGGAUCCGAGACCACUGCCGAGUCUCACUCCAACUGUGAAAGUUGACCAACCCGAUACAGAAGAAACACAGUUCCCACAGACUUCACUAGCACCAACGACUCAACUCCAGCAGCGAUCGUCGAUUCUUAAGAAGCGCAACACUCUUUCGGCCCUCCCAACUUUCGAUGAUUUGCACCAAGUCGUUCGUCCGCCGAAAUCCUUGUCACCUGUUCCGGAUCCUGUCGCCAUUCAAGUCGCACCUGUCAAGACACGGAGGAGACUUCAGAAGAAGAGACCUCAAAGUCAGCCACCUCCAAAGAUCUCGGUCACGAGGGUUAGCUCUGUGGAAGGAGACUCUGUUCCGGCCAUUCCGUUUCACGUGCAGGAAAAUCUUCGCAUUCGCGCCCAAGAAGUACCGGAGUUAAACCAGACCUAUAGCCGCUUAGACAAGCAGGCCAGCAAUUCGACAAUGAAUUUUGUUAUCAAGGAUAUCAGAUUCCCGUCCCCGGAACCGGAAUUCUCUGUGGAACCAAAGCGAUCGAGGUCUCGAAGCCGUCCCAGAUCCUGGAUUGGGAAGUCGAGGGAUGAAUCAUUCAAGUCCAAGCCCAAACCCGCAGAACUCACACCCGCCAACGCUAUGGCCAUCAUCAAUGAUUUUGGCACGGUGGUCAAUUCACUGGGAUCAAGUCCAUACGAUUUGGCUCACGAGAACCUGCCAUUUCGUCAGACGACCAACCCCCAUAGCGUCUCGACGGCCGUUCCGCGACCGAGAUCAAUGAUGGAUGACAAUACCGCUUUGCAAUUUCUACAAUCUCGAAGGAGGUCGAUGCAAGAACAUGAGCGUGCUCAUUCACGAAAAGGAUCCUUUAACGAUCGAGGAGGCAUUCCUGGUAAAAAUCUUCGACCAGCCAGUCUUGUCAUCGACGCCCCUCCCAUAACACCAGAAAUGCUGCAGACUGUCUAUCGAACAUCUUCGCUUCAGGGCCCUUCCUCGGCCGCUGCCGACGCUGAAGCCCCCCCUCCUCCACCUCAUUCGCCAAAUCCUGCUUAUAUACACUACCAGGAGGACUAUUCACCUUCAGUACGCUCAUCCAUCGCUGCUGGCUCCGGGCCCCCGCCUGAUUAUUCUCCUCCCCCAAUUCCCCCUGAUGAUUGCCCCCCGCCUCCUCCAUCCCAUUCUCCGCGACCCAGAGACAUCAGCAUGGAUCCAUGGUCUGCGCAAGCUGCGGCAUGGAAGGCUCGCAGGAGAUCAGCAGGGCUUGCGCUCACAGCUUACUCGUCUCAACCCUCAGACGCAGAUGCAAGGAGACAUUCCAAGGGCGAGCCCCUAUAUCCCGACAUACCUCAUCGCAUCCAACCGCACGUGCUCGACACUUCAUAUACUGUCCCUUCUGAAGCCUAUGAUCCGACGUAUGCACGGAACUACGAGGAAUAUCAUCAUGUUCGUCGGCAGCAUAUCGAGUACACUAGCCGAUUACUCAGUCAAGGGAGUUACAAUGGCUUACCCCAGACUGAUUCAGACAAUCAUGGACGACAUGCUUCCUCCAAGCGUGAAGUUUCGCCUAAUCACGGGCCCAAUUUCGAACAUGGUCAGAUCCAUGAAAACACCAUGCGGAACACUGGAAACAUGGUUCAGGCGGGUUCGUCGCAACAACCAUAUUCCCUAGUGAGGAGUAGUCACUGUCAGGUUCCCCAUGUAUCUGAGGACUUGCACCCACCCCAGGUUGAUCAACCAUAUUCACGUGGCACAAGCCACGGCUCUGAAACGGCUUCUGGUUUACGGAGUUCAGGAAGGACAAGUCUUGCAAAUGCUACUACUAUGAUACCACGAAAACCUUUGCCAAUUCGACCUAGCUAUGGCGCAGGUUCGGGGAAUUUGCUUAUUGGGAGGAUGGUUCGAGCUUGAAGCCCGUCAGAAAUUCAUGAAAUGUUAUUGCGAUGGGAUCAGAUUUCAUUUUUCGACAUUCUUCACCAACGCACACGAGUUGAAUGUUUUGGAUAAGUAAUCACGACAUUUUGCCUUCCUUUGAUGGAGGAUCGAGAUAGGCGUAAUAGGUCACAAAUAUAUACGGAAAGCGACC
Molecule: messenger RNA, 3845 nt
Organism: Exophiala mesophila
Lineage: Eukaryota; Fungi; Ascomycota; Eurotiomycetes; Chaetothyriales; Herpotrichiellaceae
Exons: 1
Coding region: 233-3670 (1145 amino acids)
Source: RefSeq, a predicted model, not a curated record